Messenger RNA from Oncorhynchus kisutch (coho salmon), 6398 nucleotides. Its product is annotated as DNA-binding protein RFX5-like. Lineage: Eukaryota; Metazoa; Chordata; Actinopteri; Salmoniformes; Salmonidae. Gene Ontology annotation, biological process: regulation of transcription by RNA polymerase II. The record is from RefSeq and is a predicted model, not a curated record. The transcript is spliced from 11 exons. Bases 689 to 2551 code for a protein of 620 amino acids. Gene Ontology annotation, molecular function: DNA-binding transcription factor activity, RNA polymerase II-specific; RNA polymerase II cis-regulatory region sequence-specific DNA binding.
UGGAUUUAAGCUGUUGGGUUCUAACUUGAAAUAUCCUUAUUCAUGUUACCAUAUUAGAACUGGGUGUAUGGAAAUCUACUGAGUGAGAAAUGGGAGUGCAAAAAGUUUACAUUCUAUCAGAACAUGUUAUUGUUAAAUCUCAUGUAUCCUUUGGAGAGGAGAAAGGCAACAGCCUGGUUUCAGUCACUGAUAAGGUAGGACAGCCAUGAGUUAGGGAGGAGUGAAGAAUGUGGGCCGAGAUGCAUUGGCUAUCCAGAUGUGCAAGGAGGAGCCUCCACCUAGAAGGAGGGUAUAAAUAUAUGGGCCUGUGUAAACAUGUCUUUUCAGCUGUUUGACCCAAUGGGUGAAUAAACUUGGUUUGAGCUUUGUCUGGUUGUCUGUUAGUUUUUCACUCUGUUUGUCAGAACCUAACAAAGCAAACAAAGGCACGCAACUCCAGAGGAUAAACAUAGGUAAAUGGAAGCGUUGCAUAAUAUUUUUACUUUUUCUAUUGACUGUGGGCAUGUUGUCUGAGCUGAAUUCCACAAAGCAUUGUCUCUGCUCCACACCGUUGGUGGAAUUUAUCAGAAACUUCCUUCACCAUGGAGUUGAGUUUAGUCAGCUACAUUGAACCCUGCCAACUCAUAUCAGUACUACCAUCAUAGUCAGAGGCCUCAGGGUGCGUUUGCCACCGCUGUGUGAGCAAACAAUGACGGAGGACAGGUUGAAGGCAGACCCCUCCAAGCGGGAGGGUCUGGACUCAGGAGAGGGAGACACAGAGCCUAGCCUGCUGCUGCAGAAACUAAAGAGCAACAUCUCUAAGAAUAUACAGGGGAAAGUGGAUGUUAUCCUGCAAGAUGUGCAGCGCUUCUCUGACAACGACAAACUCUACCUUUACCUCCAGCUGCCUUCUGGCCCCAGUCCAGGGGAGAAAAGUCUGGCAAUGGCCCCGCUGGCACAACUUAGGCGGUGGUGUAUUUCUGCAUCGAUGUCAGCUUUGGAGGACAGAACACUGCCAAGCAGCAGCAGCAGCAGCAGCAGCAGUGACCCCAGUUCCUUCAACACAGCUGACCAGCUGCACACCUGCAACUGGAUCCGCAGCCACCUGGAGGAGCAUGUAGACACCUGCCUUCCCAAGCAAGACGUCUACGAGACAUACAAGAGAUACUGUGAAAACCUGCAGCACCGGCCUCUGAGUGCUGCCAACUUUGGGAAGAUCAUCCGUGACAUCUUCCCCAACAUCAAAGCCCGGAGGCUCGGUGGCAGGGGACAGUCCAAGUAUUGUUAUAGUGGAAUCCGUAGGAAGACAGUGCUAAACAUGCCACUGUUGCCAAACCUGGACCUGAAAAAUGACCCAUCGGAGCUGACGGAGCUGGUGCAGACCUACAAGCAAGAGGUCACGGAGGCGGCUUGUGAGCUCAUCUGUGAUUGGGCCCAGAAGAUCCUCAAACGUUCCUUUGACACAGUGGUCGAGAUCGCCCGUUUUCUUGUGCAGGAGCACAUCGUCAACCCACGCUGCAGCCAGGCUGAACUCGUCACUUCUGCCGCGAUGGCAGGAGGACCUGCAAAGCCCCACAAGGUGAUCAAGAAGAACCCAGUACCGUCAAAAGGAGGUGGGCCGGAGACAGAAGGGAGCAGCUCUGAUGCUAAGAGGGAUAAAGAAGUUGGUGAUCAGUCGUCGCCGGGGACACUGCAGUCCAGUGACAAGCCAACCAAAGGGGCGGAGUCAGUACGCCCAGGGGGUCGUGACCUGCAGGUGGAGGCUCUGAUGAAGCACCUGCCCAGAAUCCUGCCUCGCAGCUCCGUCCCGGAUAAGUCCCAAGGCGGCGCCCUCCCCGUCAUGAUCCUCCCCCACACCGUCAGCCUAUCCUACCCCGAAAAAGCCCUGCCGGUUACCAUGGUGCCCGUGGCACCGACGUCGGUGGUGCAGAGGGCCCGUGCCGUGACCAAACGGGCCCUCGAGGCUCCGACUGCAACCAGCGGGGGCCCCGAGCCGGGAGGCACGCCGGCCAAACGGAAACGAGGACGACCCAGGAAGCCACGGCCAGAGGACACCACCUCUCCGCAACCGCCCCCUCCGUCCCUACCUUCGGUCAACCAAGCCCACAUCAUGAAGUCCCUCACUGGAGGGGUGAUCCAGAAAGCCUGCUCGUCCUCCUCCUCUUCCCAGGUGGUGGAGGUCGUGUUCCAGGACCAGCAUGCCGUGGUGCUCGGCCAGCUACAUUCGGUAGCGGACUCUGGCAACCCAGAGCACCGGGGUAUGGUGCUCGAGACUGACCCACGGCCCCUGCUGCUGCUGCCAGGGACCAGCAACGCAAACUGGGACAUGGGCAGGGCCAUGGUAGAGGUCAUCCAGAGGGCACCGAGACCCCCCACCACCGAAAACAACAACAACUCCCAGUCUAUCCCCCAGCACCGCCUGCCCCUGCCCACUUUGCUGGAGGAUCGAGGUGAGGUGGAGAUCACCCUCACCCCCAUGGAGCCUUCGGAAGAUCUGCCGACCCCCACCACCCAGGCUAGCUCGAAGGGCCGCCCUGCGCCUGAUGACAGCACUAAGGUUGAAAGACCCUAGCACUGGCCCUCUCAGUCCCGAACCUCACCCUCCUUGUCCCAGAGACUAGGGAGCACUAAGGGACUUUAUACUACCCUCAGCAUGAAGAUAACCACCCCCAAUUCCUCAAUCAUCUUCUCCCAGGUAGCAAGCUCCAUCUGGCUCCACACAGUCCCUCUCCCAUAUUACCGAUUGGUGGAAAUCCAAGAUUGGCGGCACAGAGACCCAAGAAGGGUUGAUGAAGCCAAACCGCUACAUACCCAUGUUGACCUUCCAUUAGCCCUUGCAUUUGACAAUGUAAAAAGGGCCGUUUAUAACUCUUUGCUAUAUGACUCUAACUGCAUGUUUUUCUUUGUAAUUGUGAGCAAAGAUAUAGACAAAUGCGGCUCCAUACUCCUGAGAUUGGAUUUCUUGUAGUUCUGAUGACGAGGAGGGGCUAUUUACGGGUUCGGACCAUUCGAGGUUCUAAGUGCUACUCUCCCCGAGAGGAACUCCCCUCAAAGCGUUAUUUUUUUAUAUCUUUGGUUGUGUUAUGUUGAUGUUUGUAGUUGUGCUUUCAAAUAGACUUCCAGAGUAAAGGCGUCCGCAUGCUUCCCAGACUAAACAGUUCGGAAGGGUUUGUGCAUAUAUUAUGAUGACAUUUUGUGACGUUUCUGUUCAUUUUGGACUUCGGUAAGGAUUUUUCCGCUGUUCGGGAACACCCCAAAAAAUUCUAGAGGCAAGCCAAAGUCGGUAGCCGAAGUCUACGCCCCUUCGUCAGUAAUUGGUCAACAGUCGGGAUUCUUCAAUAAAGUCUUUGUUGUCAUUUAACGAGAGACGACUCAUUUUCAUGCACAUUACUUCAUUGAGAAAUACUGCAACAAACAUCUUAGUUAGAUGUAAAAUUGCGCAACUAAGAUCUUUGUAAAAACGUCUAAAUUAAUGACAGAUUUCUUGAGUUAUCUUAGAUUAAUUCUGUCUAUUUAGAGGAAGUGUAUACUGGCUACGGCAUCUCAAAAUGGACAAACCGUACUCGUUGGGUUUGCCAAGCCAAGUGCGGCUAGUCGCCAACCAAACUGAAGCAUGCUGACGCCUUAAGAAAGGAGAAGGCAUGACACUGCUGGUGGAACUACAUUUAAAUGAUGCCCCUGUCAGGCAUCGGAACUGGAUCUGCGACUGUAUUCUAAAACAUUGUGUGACAAGAUUGUGAGUUUGCCCCCCUUCCCCAAAACCCCUAAGCUGGAGUAUGACGGAAAAGCAAGCACUUACCUGGGCGUAAUUCCAAUAUUAUAGCACUUCCUGUUAGCGACUUAGUGUAAAUGACAAAACAUUAUAGACACCAUAUAGGCAAGACUAUGACAAACAGUCGUUUAGGUUUGCCUUUGCAUUUUGAAUUUACAGCACCUCAGACGAAAGCAUUAAAGCACAAACCUGUGAGCCUAGUGUAAAACCUUGAGCGUGGCAAAGAGACUUAAUGGAUUAUUAGAGCUGAUUUAGUAAAUAAUUUAGCCUAAUGCUAAUGUAGGUUGCCAAACCCUUUUUUAUAAGUACCUGUAUACACUCUAGUACUAUAAUAUCAUUUUCACAAAUUCAAACUGUCUUACAGAGACAACUGUUGUUUAGCCACCAUUGCCAAACGUUCAAACUCUGGCUUUGCCUAGGGGUGCAUACAUCUUAUAUGCAUUACGUAGCAGUACAUGAUAAUGUAAGAUACUGAUACCCUUCUCUCCAAAUCCAGCAUAUCAUCCAAAGUAUGAUCAACCUUAAAUAGGUUGGUUAUGUGUUUUAUUUACACCUUUUGGAAUUAAAUUGAAACAGAUGUCAAGAAUAUUUGCACUGAUAUGAAGAAAGCAAAACGGGAAGAGCCUGUUAGUUAAUAAUAGUAAUGAUUACUAGAAAUUAUAAACUGGGUGGUUCGUGCACUGAAUGCUGAUUGGCUGAAAGCUGUGGUAUAUCAGACUGUAUACGACAGGAAUGACAAAACAUUACGUUGGUAACCAGUUUAUAAUUUCAAUAAGGCACAUCGGGGGUUUAUGUUUAAAGGCUGUGUUUAGGCACUCCCCGUUGUGUCAUGACUAAGAAUGGCCCUUAGCCCGUGGUAUUUUGGCCAUACACCACAUCCCCUCUGGCCUUAUUUCUUAAUUAAAUGAUGAUUAAAAACAUGAUUGUUAUGCUUGAGGUAGUUUUGGAACAAGCAAUGUUAGCUUUAUUUUUCAAUGGAGUUGAUGGUCAAAUUUGACUGAAUUGAGAAUAAGCACAACAGAAUUAUACUUUAUUAUUAGUUUAUGCCACAUUAUUGUCCUUCUGUAAACUAUGGGCUUAUGAAGAGACAAACUGGAUGUAAAUUCAUGGUGCAUGCAUUUGGUGCUGUAAUGGUGAUGACUCAAGAUUGUCUACACACUACGCUAGUUUCCCGGGAAAACAGGGAUUCCCUAUGUCUGUCUUCAAACCCUGUCGAUUUUCUUCCCUGCCUGUAUGUAGUACAGGGGUGACCAACCAUAGACAUACAUGUGGCCAACCUUGUAGGCAGGCUUUUCUCCCUGCUCUGUUCUUACACACCUGAUUCUAUUCUACUAAUCAACUGCUCAUUAUUAGUUAAAUCAGUUGUGUUAAAGCAGAGCUAGAACGAAAUCCUGCACACUUUGUAACUCCCCGGUGAGGACGGUGUGCCGCCCCUGAUCUAGUAUAUUCUAUUGGUCUGUUAAUUGUGUAAUUACAUGUACAUGGUUAUAGUAACUCACCUUAUCCUCAUUCAUGACAUUGGACUAUGAGCUAGCAAUGAUCUCCUGAGUUGUAUUAGUCAAUCGACAGAUCAAGUUAAUAUCAGUAAAAGAGGUAGGUUUGAAUGAUGACUACAGAUUAACUGCAGGCCCAGGGGACUUACAUGGGGAACCUCUUCCAUAAAUAAGUACAUGUCCUUUAGUGUGCAUUUAAAUGAGUAUUGCAGUAAGUGAAUGAGUGAGUGGGAGAACUUUCACUGUGGAGCCACGGUGCUCAAAAGAAACGGGUCAGAGAAUCAAAGAUAAGGAUCGGGAUACGGGUAGCAGUGCCUUGACCUUAACUGCCGGUUAAACCACACAUGACCGACCACGGUCAAGCUUUGCAGAUGCUCUGUUGAUGGUGGUAACACUCUAAACUAGCCCGGCUAGCUAUGUAGGGGUUAAGUAGCUUCAUAGCUUUGCUUUGCGGUUUGUUUGAGUUCAUGCAAAUAAAAAGAUUGCAAAUGAGUAAUUUUGUUAAUAUUGUUGUUUUAUCAAAUCUCCGAAAACACUUUAUCAUAUGUGCUUUUGUUGAUAUACGUCUGUGAAGUUUCAUGUAUUGUACAGGUCACUUGAUGUGCAGUUUUAACAUGAAUGUCUUUGAAUUUCAAAGACACUUACAGUUCAAAGAAACCUAUCCAUGCAUGGUUUUAUGUGACAGUGAUUCUAUUACUCUAAAAUAAAAAAUAAAAACACUGUUACUCCUAGCUUAGAAACAUGUCAAAACAUAAAAUGUAUUGACUAGGGGGUUUAUUAAAAAUGGGAUGUAUUAUCUGUUUUAGUUUACAUGUAUAAUCCCCCAGGUUGUGUUUUGCACUUUAUUCAUACCGGAAGAUUAAGUCAUUUAUAAUUGGUGUACACAUAAAAAACAGAAUCCUGAUUUGAUAAUUAAGUGUCACACCUUACAUGUUCGUAAUUUUAUACAUGCGACUCUGAAUGCCCUUGUUUGAAAUUGUUUCCAAUUUGUUUUUUUGUAAAUCAUCGUCUCAGAGAUUUUGUGACAUUUACAUCUAUGCUUCCUUUAAAAAAACACAACUAAACAAAAUGAUGCCAACGACUAAUGUGAAUAUAUUUUCCUAUGCUGACUGUAAUAAAUGUUAAAGGUAACUGGAGAUGUUACAGUAGGUGUU